Coccomyxa subellipsoidea C-169 is the source of this 780-nucleotide messenger RNA. RefSeq lists its product as hypothetical. The transcript has 5 exons. Gene Ontology annotation, cellular component: SAM complex. NCBI's taxonomy places the organism in Eukaryota, Viridiplantae, Chlorophyta, Trebouxiophyceae, Coccomyxaceae. The record is from RefSeq and is a predicted model, not a curated record. The coding region runs from base 1 to 780 and encodes 259 amino acids.
AUGGACACUGCCCCGUCGUACAGGCUGUACAAAUGGGUGCCAAACUGGGGUCUGCCGUCAAUUUCUGCUGCAUGCAUCCAAGUGGAGAAAGCGGAGUUGUUGGCCUUCACAGCACUUGUGGAGGCCAAGCUGGAGCCUGCAACUCUGUACACAACAUGGUGCGAGGCCGAGAGCUACAACAGGCAUACACGGGCGGCAUAUGCGGCGGGCUUGCCACUGCCACUGAAUUAUUGGCUCCCAUGGAACCAGCGAAGGGCAAUCAUGCGGAAGUUUGAAGGCACCACGCAAGCACAGGUUUAUGAGGACGCAGGUCGUGUGUAUGCGGCGUUGGAGGAGCAGUUGCGGUCAAACAGCGUCAAGGGCAGCUACUUCUUUGGCAGCAGGCCGAGCAGCUUAGAUGCCGCCAUUUUUGCUCACUUAGCCUUUCAUCAUGGCGCGCCAGUGUCUGCUCCAGAACUCAGACAAAAGCUGGCGGGCCAUCCAACACUUGUGGCUUAUGUAGAACGCAUCAGCCGGGAAGUCUUCUCUGCUCCGCUGCCCACAGCGCCGCCCAUGACAUCCACUGCCUGGGCACAGCGUGCUGAGGAAGCAUCCACAUCCUCACAGGCACAGAGAGAGAAGAAGGAAUUGAGCGCGAAGGACAAAGAGUGGAGGCGCGGCAAUCAGAUGUGGCUUGCUGGCGCUGGUCUUGCUAUUGCUGCAUACUUCCUGCUCAGUGGGCAGUAUAUACAGUUCACCACCGACUUUGGGUAUGAUGAGGACGAAGAUGAUGAUCAGUAG